UUAUGAACUCUUACCUCUUCUCCAUGAGCAGCCAGACCAAAAAUCAGCGAUCAACGAUACAGGGCUCGCCUAUUCACUUUGCGAUGCGAACGGCAUAUUUUGUACAAAGUGUUUCAAUUUGUUAUAUACAUUUUUUCGACAAAACCUACCAUCUUGAAAAUAAAAUCAUAUCGAAAACCAUGUGAAAGAGAUCGAUGAACUAAAAACACUUUGGGAUUGAAUGAAAAUACUCAAACGAACUGUAAAAACAAUAAUGACGGUAUAAUAUAUACCAUUCGUAUCGUAAAGUAACGAGACAAACCCUGUACGAGUGCACACAUGCCAGUACACAUAUUACACAUAUACACAUAUACCCAAACAAGGUGAAUCUGUAGGCGUAAGCGAGAUGGGUAUAAUGAUAAAUGGAGAGCAAAAUGUAAACAUUUAGGUCAUCAUGAACCAAACUCGAGUGUGUGACAAAUCAUCCAUGAGUGCGAACGGAAAAGGUGUAUAAAUAAAAAGAGAGGGAAAAAUUUAUGCUCGAAAAUUUCCCCUUGGGUAUAGAUUCACCUUGUUUGGGUGAAUAUGUGUAUGGGCAUGUGUGCACUGGUACAGGGUUUUCUUGUUAUUUUACGACAUGAACGGCAUAUAUUAUACCGUCAUUAUUGUUUUUACAUUUCGUUUGAGUAUUUUCAUUCAAUCCCGAAGUGUUUUUAGUUCUUCAAUUUCUUCCUCAUGGUUUGCGACAUGAUUUUAUUGUCAAGACGGUAGGUAUUGUCGAAAAAAUGUAUAUAACAAAUUGAAACACUUUGUACAAAAUAUGCCGUUCGCAUCGCAAAGUGAAUAGACGAGCCCUGUAGGCGAGAAGGGGUAAGAGUUCAUGCGUGAUGCGAUUAGAAGAGAGAGAGAGGUUGACGAAGCCGAUCGUCUUCGUUCUAUUCACUGUGUGAUUGUUGAUCCAAAUCUCUUCUCCGUCAAUAAAUGUUGGAGUACAAUUUUACUAGCUUUUAAUUAGUACCUACUGUUUUUAAAGUUUUGGUGAUUUUCUUUGAGAAAGCCAGAAGAUGUCCGAUUCGAAACCUUCUCGUGCUACAGGAAAUUUUUACCAAAGGCUAGAAAAUAUGAGCAAUAUAUAAUGGCACCACAGCAUCAAGACGCUGCAGAACCAGCUCCAGGUAAACAAACCCAGUGAAAUCAAUUGCGGGUAGUGUAGGCGGAUUCCUAGGAUCCCGACGACUAGCUAGUAUAAGAGGUUUAAGAUUAGGAGCCUCCGUUAGAGGUCUCGCAGAAAGAGUCCUGUCUAUCGAAGCUAUAAGUACUUCACAAAGCUAAUCCCCCCAUCAUCCCCUACCCCCUCCUGGUCAGACGUUGAAAAGUACACCAGCAGGAGCCUUUGCUUGCUCAUAAGUUUCACAUGAUCUCCAAUGGACCACCGAAAUACAACCCCAUAAUCGUCAUUAUCACAUAGAUAAUAAUUUUUAUUUUUGUUUCAGGCCCAUCCCGUGCUUCAUUUGAGACUCCAGUCCCAAGUGUUACCGCUGAAAUGGAAAGUUAUGUGCAGGAGGAUGUUGUUGUUCCGGAUUUUUCUAAUGUGGAAAAUGAGGAACCAAUUGUUCGUCCGACCGAUAGAAGGAAUGUCUAUCACAGAUGGCAUCCGUUACUGGGCGUUAUCCACAAAUGCCUCGUACCGCUCGAUCAAUAAGUAAUGAGAAAUCACCUGCCACCCAGCUAUGCCUAACCAUAUCGAUCAAUGUUCUGCCUUUACAUACAAAUAGCAGCAUGCAGUUCUGGCCAAUCUUGUUUUCUAUUCAUGAGCUGCCCCAAGCACCGGUUAUGACUGCUGGCAUCUUCUGUGGAACGACCAAACCCGAAUCUGCAGAAGAAUAUCUUCGUCCGAUGGUGAUCGAAAUUAAUGAUUUGAUGCAGCGUGGCAUAAUCGUUCAUGGAUGCCAUGUCGCCAUAAGACUGCGCGCAAUCGUGGCAGACACUCCUGCGAGGGCAUUCAUCAAAGGAGUCAAGGGACACACCGGAUACGACAGCUGCUUGAAAUGUACCGUCGUCGGCAAAUACAGUCAGGCAGGACGUACAAUGACAUUUCCUGAUACAAACGCUCCGUAACGAACGGAUAAGUGUUUUAGGGACAAUGCAUACCCUGGACAUCGCAAGACGGAAACGCCGUUGGUGGAUUUGCGGUUCUUCAACAUCAUCAAGGACAUACCAACAGGAGAUCGACUACACAGUGUGGAUCAAGGUGUCGGCAAGCACUAUAUUUUAGGCUUUCGGGAUGGAACGUUGAGAAAGCAACGCUGGACGACAAAACAAUGUGUUCAAAUAUCAAACCAUAUUGACAGAUUAAGUUGCCGACAGAAAUUCAUCGCAAAAUACGUCCUAUCAAGCAGGCACAUUUUUGGAAAGCGUCGGAGAGCGCGUCUUUUCUCCAUUAUGCCGGGUUCGUAGUGCUGAAACCCCAUCUUACUGAUUGUGAGUACAGACAUUACUUACUGCUGUUUUGUGCUGUGACAUUGCUGUCCUCUUCAGUUUAUAAGGAGAAGUGGCGUUUUGCAGGCCAAUUAUGAAACAAAUUCGUUGAGGACUUUGCAAGUGUGUAUGGCGAACAACAUAUAAGCAGUAAUGUGCACAUAUUGCAACAUUUGUAUGAGGAGGUGGAGCGAUUUGGACCUUUAUCAUCCUUUUCCACUUACCCAUUUGAAAAUCAGUUAAAAUGUUUAAAAAAAUUAUUACGUAGGGGAUGGAAGGAGCUAGAACAGGCAAUCAACCGACUUAUGGAAUAUGAGGAGUAUUAUAUAGGAAACCCUUACACAGCAUCAAAGCCCUCUAUUUCCAAACGAGGGAAUAUAAUAACAUUUAACCUCCAGAAAGAUUGUGUGCUUCAAAAUAACGAGAAUAAUUGUUGUUAUAUGAGCAAGGAUAACAGUAUAUACCAAUUUCAAACAGUUAAUGGCCAAAUGGAAGAUGGCAAUGUGCGCAUUUGCGGGCGUAGGUUGAAGGAAAAAAAACUUGGCUUUUGAUUAUCCUUGUGAGUCAAGUAUUUUAAACGCUUACAGAGGAUCCAUUAAAAAAUUAGAUACGUCGUUUGUGUAUAUAUGCCCGGGGCAAGUUAAAUGUAAAUUAGUUGCUAUACCAAGCAUUCGCGAUGAAACUAUUUUUAUUCCUCUGCUGCAUAUACUUGUGGAAUAAAUUCAGUAAAAAACAAUGUAAGUGACAAUUGUAAAGGGAGUUA
This is a messenger RNA of Anopheles stephensi (Asian malaria mosquito), 3220 nucleotides long. RefSeq lists its product as uncharacterized. The record is from RefSeq and is a predicted model, not a curated record. The coding region runs from base 1627 to 2097 and encodes 156 amino acids. The transcript has 3 exons. Lineage: Eukaryota; Metazoa; Arthropoda; Insecta; Diptera; Culicidae.